This is a messenger RNA of Nymphaea colorata (pocket water lily), 1548 nucleotides long. RefSeq lists its product as uncharacterized. Lineage: Eukaryota; Viridiplantae; Streptophyta; Magnoliopsida; Nymphaeales; Nymphaeaceae. The coding region runs from base 153 to 1310 and encodes 385 amino acids. The record is from RefSeq and is a predicted model, not a curated record. The transcript has 7 exons. Gene Ontology annotation, cellular component: membrane; cytoplasm.
UUCGAACACCCCAAAUCCUCGACGUCUACAUAUCUUCACCAGACGCCUUCAUGGCCCCCUGAAUCACCCUUUAUCCUCUGGUUUUUUCGGCCAAAACCCCCUACUUCUAUCUCCUCCUCCACCUCUCAAACGCCCCAGCAAUAAAAAAAAAAAUGGCCUCACUGAGCAGCAUCUCUCCACAGAGGUUCUCACAGAUCACAAAACCCAUCGUGGGCAGAUCCCAAACCAAUUCGAGAUCCAGCUCGAGUGCCUUGACCACCAUCAGAGGGCCCUCCGGCUCUUCCCUCUCGCAUCAGAAGGCCAAGAAAAGUCCUUUAAGGCCGGUGUUUGGUUCGGAGAAGAGGAAUUGGGCGGUGAGGUCUGUCGUUGAAGAGAUAGAUGUGAUUCCUAUUCGGAACGGUGAGCCCAUUAAUUUGAAGGAGGAAGGUGGUGAGAGCUCCAAUUUGGUGCCCGUUGGGGGCUUCGCUACCGAUGGUGGUCGUCUCUCUUUUGAGAGUGGGAUGGGAAUUGGGGACACCAUGGUGGAGGGGUUCCCUGGUUCCUCGCCUUCUUCAUCCAACCAGGGUGGGGAUGGAGACAACAAGAUGGUGGAUAGGGCCAUCAACGCGGCGAUAGUUCUUGCUGCCGGCACGUUCGCCAUCACUAAGUUGCUCACUAUCGAUCACGACUAUUGGCAGGGUUGGACCCUUUAUGAAAUUGUAAGAUAUGCUCCCCAGCAUAACUGGACAGCAUACGAAGAGGCUUUGAAGACAAAUCCAGUCCUAGCAAAGAUGAUGAUCAGUGGAAUAGUUUACUCAAUUGGCGAUUGGAUUGCUCAGUGUUACGAGGGAAAGCCAAUCUUUGAGUUUGACCGUGCUCGAAUGUUCAGAUCUGGCCUUGUUGGAUUUUCAUUGCAUGGCUCUCUCUCUCAUUAUUACUACCACUUCUGUGAGGCUCUGUUUCCAUUUCACGACUGGUGGGUGGUUCCUGUAAAAGUAGCAUUUGACCAAACUGCAUGGUCAGCUUUUUGGAAUAGUAUUUACUUUGUUGUACUUGGGUUCUUGCGCCUUGAGUCUCCAGGAAACAUAUUCUCCGAAUUGAAGGCAACAUUUUGGCCGAUGUUAACAGCAGGGUGGAAACUUUGGCCGUUUGCACACUUGAUUACGUACGGAGUCAUACCUGUUGAGCAGAGGCUUUUGUGGGUGGAUACAGUGGAGUUGAUAUGGGUGACCAUAUUAUCCACUUAUUCAAAUGAGAAAUCGGAAGCUAGAAAUGCAGAGGCAUCAUCAGAUCCAAAUGACGAAAAUUCAUCCACCGUUUCAGUGGAAUGAGCUAGGAACCAGCUGAAUGAGAGGAAAAAUUACUUGUUUCCUGUGGAACUGCUGCAGGCUGUGGUGGUCUUAUGUACAUCUCUUUUCCAGCAUCACAAAGUGAUGCAUCUCUGCCGCCAGCAAUGUGUAUAUUCUGUAACAGUAGCUUUUGUCCACAAGUAUAUGCAGUAGCAUAUUGUUACUGAUCUGAGCAACUGUAAUUUAUAGUCAGUGAUUAUUUAAUUAGCACACUUGCAUA